AUGUCUGAUUCGAUUGCGCAGCAGGAUGUGGCGGAGACAGAACAUACACCUGAUCCUGUUGGAGUGGUAGAUACAGAGGAUGCUAAUCCAGCUGAUCAGGAUUUGGUAGGGAUGUCAGUGUGUUCGGUUGAUGAAGCAUAUGACAUGUAUAAUGAUUAUGCAUUUAGAGUAGGUUUUAGCGUGAGGAGGGAUGGUUUAAGAUUCCUUAAAACACAAUCAGGGGGAUCACCACUUGUUGGGUUUACAAGUAGGGAUGCAUAUAACUCUCUAUGUACCGAUGCAUUGAACAGAUUGGAUGGUACCGAUUCAAACACAUUGAUUGAAAUAUUCAAACGGAGGCAGUCAAGUGAAAUAGAUUUUUACUUUGAUUUUGAGGUGGAUUUGGAGUCAAGGUUGUGUAGUUUUUUUUGGAGGGAUGGACGGAUGAGGAGAGACUAUGAUUUGUUCGGGGAUUUGCUAGUUCACGAUACAACAUAUCGUACUAACAAAUAUGACAUGAUUUGUGGACCUUUUGUUGGUAUGAAUAACCAUUGCAUGAAUGUUAUGUUUGGAUGCGGUUUUUUGAUGAAUGAGAAGAUUGAGUCAUUUGUAUGGUUGUUUAAGACAUUUUUGAGAUCUAUGGAUUACAAAAGUCCACAAAGCAUAAUGACUGAUCAAUGUGCUGCUAUGGCUGCUGCAAUUGUUCAAGUUUUUCCAAGUUCACGACAUCGGCUAUGUAUAUGGCAUAUUGGCGAGAACUCAAAGAAACACAUUAAAGGGUUAAGAAAUCAAAAAGAUUUCCUAGAUAUAUUCAAUUGCUUGUUGAAGUAUACGGAUACAGAGGCAGAGUUUGAAUUUUACUGGACGAGGAUGGUUACAACAUAUAAAUGUCACAAUAAUCACUGGAUUGAAAAGUUGUAUGGGUGUAGAGAAAAAUGGUGUCCUGCUUUUAGUAAAGAUUAUUUUUCGGGUGGGAUUUUAUCUUCUGAAAGGAGUGAGACCACUAAUCACUCUAUUUCUAGAAGGUUGUCCAAGACAUCUGGUUUGUGUGAUCUUUAUAACUCAUUUGUUGGGGUCAUAUCAGAGUGGAGAAGUAGAGAGAAUGGGGAAGAUGUUCGGUGUUCACAAGGUGUACCCACAAUGGUGAUGGAUAAUGUUAAGAUUCUGUUGCAUGCUAGGAAAAUUUAUACAAUUGAGAUAUACUAUUUGUUUGAAGAACAAUUUUUGAAAGGUGGAUCAUGCUAUCAAGAGUGUGUGAUGUUGGAAGAUGGUGUGUAUAAGUAUCAUGUCUGGAGGCCUGAUGUUGAUAUUAUUAGGCAUGAAGUGGUGUUUAACAGUAGACAAAUGGACAUUGGAUGUAGUUGCAAUCCCCGAGAAGUAUAUUUUGAAGAGGUGGACUAA
Molecule: messenger RNA, 1380 nt
Organism: Ipomoea nil (Japanese morning glory)
Lineage: Eukaryota; Viridiplantae; Streptophyta; Magnoliopsida; Solanales; Convolvulaceae
Product: protein FAR1-RELATED SEQUENCE 5-like
Exons: 5
Coding region: 1-1380 (459 amino acids)
Biological process (GO): regulation of DNA-templated transcription
Source: RefSeq, a predicted model, not a curated record